AUGUUUGAAGCUGAAGCCCUUCACUGGUGGAACAUUGUGGUCCGAACAGAGGGAAAAGAAAAGGUUAAGGAGAUGAAGUGGGAGGAGUUUAUUCAUAAGUUUCUUGCUAAGUAUUGUCCUCCCAGUGAGACUGAGCAACUGGAAGUGGAAUUCUUUCAGUUAAAAAUGGGAAAUAAAACUUAUCGAGAGUAUGUUUCUCGUUUCAAUGACAUAUCUCGACUGGUUUCUUAUGUAGCAUUGACUGAGGAACAACUGAUCAAUAGGUUUAUUUGGGGUCUACCCUCUGAAAUGAGGGUGUUUAUCAAAUCCAAAUCCCCCAAGACUUUUGCAGAAACUGUUGAGGCUGGCGCCAUCAUGGCUGCCGAGAUGAUUCUGCGGCAGGCUGAAUCUCCCGCACCAAAAAGAAAGUGGGAAGAAAGAAAGGGGGACACCCAGAAUAACAACUUUAAAAGGCCUAAAACAUUUCCUCAAUGUCAAAUUUGCAAACGCUUUCAUACGGUGGAAUGUCGUUUUCCUUGUCCAAAUUGUAAAAUGACGGGUCAUGCCCUUCAAGAAUGCAAGGAAAAGAAGAAGUGUUUCAAAUGUGGAGACCCUAACCACAUGAGAUCUGAUGUCCCGAACUCAAAAGAAAUGAUAGGACACAACCAAAUCAGCCAAAAGGGCAUGCAUUUGUACUCACCACGGAAGAAGCCAAGACCAAUACAGACGUUAUCACGGGCAUCCCAAAACCUAGAUCAUGCCUUUACAGUAGAAAUGGCUGAUGGAAGUCAAAGAGAGAUAGUUGACAUAGUUAAGAAUUGUAAAAUAAGCUUAAACAACCAUGUUAUCCCUAUAGACCUAAUGCCUAUGGAACUUGGAGAAUUUGACAUAGUCAUUGGAAUGGACUGGUUGACACCGUAUCAUGCGGAAGUUAUAUGUGACAAAAGGAUCGUCCGACUCCGAUUACCCAAUGGCAAACAGCUAACUGUAUCGGGAGACCGCACUGACAAGACUAAGAACCUCAUCACGAUAGCACAAGCACAUAAAUGCCUAAGGAAAGGGUAUGUUGCCUUUUUAGCAUAUGUCAUGAACACUACAGAAAAGUAG
Helianthus annuus (common sunflower) is the source of this 1086-nucleotide messenger RNA. RefSeq lists its product as uncharacterized. Lineage: Eukaryota; Viridiplantae; Streptophyta; Magnoliopsida; Asterales; Asteraceae. The record is from RefSeq and is a predicted model, not a curated record. The transcript is spliced from 2 exons. Bases 1 to 1086 code for a protein of 361 amino acids. Gene Ontology annotation, molecular function: zinc ion binding; nucleic acid binding.